CCUCACCUCAUCACACUUCGAACAUCGUCCUUCACCGUCUUUAUGAGAGAAGGGCGUUUCUUCAUUUUCGGAACUGAACGCUCACUUUCAUUAGGCAGAUUGACCGAAGAACUCAUUCCCUUCACUCGAGGGUCUCACUAGAGUGGGCCAAAUCAUCCCACCAAACUCCUUAUCUCACAUCCAUCAAGCCGACGUUCAUCGAGACGUUACACACGUUCGUAAACCCGAAUCUUCUCUCAUCUUAAUCCUCACCCUCACCACCAAAAAUGGACAUCGACCAAGCUCCCACAACAGACACAAUAUCAAGCCCACCUCCCCCCUUACAAGACGAAGAAGCCCACUUGAAAGCACGCACCUCGGACUCCAAAUUCUGGCUCGACUUCUCCCUCUUCGACGACGGCCUUGACGCCCCACGCGCGGCGUCUCUCACGACCCUUCCGCAAUUUCACCGCUUCCCGGACCUGCCACCGGAGAUCCGCCUCAAAAUAUGGUCCUACCUCAUCGCCCCCCGCGUCGUGACGGCCUGCUGCUUCGAGCGCGAUGCUAGGCUGCCCGCCCGGCGUGAAGCGUUUGCGAAUCGUUCCCUAGCCGCACCCCGCACCCUCUCCCCCUACUCAUAUUCUCCUACGAAUACAGCACCAGAAAGAGGCUUAGCAGGAGAAGGAACAACAGAAGGAGGAACGACAGAGAGAGGAGCGACAGGAGAAGGAGCAAUAGGCAGUACAACAGAAGGAGAGGUAACAGGGACAGAGACCAAAGAAGAACAAGACACACGGAUCUUCAACCCAACAUGCCCCCUCAUCCUCCUCAUCAGCCGCGAAUCCCGCGCCCUCGGCCUGAAACACUACGAACUCGCCUUCGGCUGGCGCAUCUCGGCCCUCCUCUCCGACACCCCCAUCGCCCGCCCCCCGCGCGUCUGGUUCAACUUCGCCCUCGACGCUCUCUACCUCGUCGGCGAGCUCGAGGCCUACGACCAGUACGGUUUCAACAGCCCCAUGGUGUAUUUCCUGCGCAAGGAGGACACGCGGCGCGUGCGGCACGUCGCCUGCGCGUUUGAGGAGCUGCAUUACCCCGAGCAGGAGUCGGAUCAGAUCUUUGGGUGUCUGUGGCACGUUGUCGAUCGGUUCGCGGGCGCGAAGCGGCUGAUGGUUGCUGUUACGCCGAGGGACGAGGAGGGGAUGAAGGGGUGUCUUAUGUUGAGUCCGGAUAAUAUCAUGCAGAAGAUUUGGAACGGGUGGAUUUUGGGGACGACGGUGACGAGUUCUAGUCUCGCGGACACGCAGAUUCUGAUGGUCAGGGAGGGCGAUCUGGCUGACGUUAUGGCCUGUCAUGCCGAAGAAGACGAGGAGAAGGGGGGCAAGAAAUCUGUCGUGACAGUGCGCCCUUAGGAGGGGCCCAUUGAUGCUCACUGGAGUGAAUGCUCUUUCUGCAUGGUACGGAAAGUUUUAGAGUUGACA
Messenger RNA from Colletotrichum scovillei, 1457 nucleotides. RefSeq lists its product as uncharacterized. The transcript has a single exon. The record is from RefSeq and is a predicted model, not a curated record. The coding region runs from base 267 to 1388 and encodes 373 amino acids. NCBI's taxonomy places the organism in Eukaryota, Fungi, Ascomycota, Sordariomycetes, Glomerellales, Glomerellaceae.